CAGUUUUCGAAAGGUACGUGCGUGCGUUGUGCCCCUGAUGGUGGUGGUGUGCGAGUGUUUCGUUACCGUACGGACAUUAAUUUUACGUUUUCUACUGCAUAUUAUAUGAUAUUAUUUUUGUAUCACUCUACAAAAGACGACAAGAGGACCUAUACACUAACAUAGAGCUAUAAGAAACCAAAACAAAAAGGCUAUUUUUAUAUACGAACCAAUUAAACAUACAGUACAAAAGCAAGAGUACAAAAUAGAAUAUAAACUACCCCAAUUAAACCUCACGCAUUUCAGGAUUUUUUUUUAAAUAAUGACAAUAAAGAUGAUAUUUUUCUAACAACAUUCCAGUAGAGCUAGUAGAGAUGUUUAGUAAAACAUAACGAUAAGCAUGAGUGAGACGCUAAGCCAGGACCCGGACGGGUUGGGGGUGGCUUACACGACCCUGGCGCCCUCCUACCCCUCGACCCCGGCAACCCCCAGUUCGACGGUGCAAGAUCUACCGCCCGGUGCCAAUCUGCCCCCCUUUUCGACAUUCGCCGCCGAAAUGGACAGCAACGGAACCUUCAGCUCGGUAUCCGAUCGACUGUUCAGCGACACACGUCUCCUGGACAUAUCCAAUUGGGAUUAUUAUACGACAGAGACGAGGCUGAUCGAACGUGGCGAGAACGGUUUAAGUAUCAUCACCUCGCAACCGCAAUACAGACCGUGGGAGUCCAAACCGGUGGACUCGACCUCGCAAGUCACCACGUUUGCCGAAUCGUUCGCCAAUCAGCCACAAAACGGUGCUUCCAAGCUGCCGAGCUUCCAGAGUCAGUUCCAGGCGUUCAGCGAGGCGAACGGUGGUGCUCCAGGCGAGCCCACUUUGACCACCCUCACCAAUUUAACCCCGGUGUCGCCGAAUUCCGUGUCUAGUCCCCAAAGCCAAACCUUAACCACUUUGAACUCUAGUUUUCACACCCUUAGUGCCGCGAGAAGCUACCCUUUAGUGCCAGCCCCUAUCCAGGCAAGGGAAAUCCCUUCGAUACAGCAACAGUUCUUGGACGAGAGGCAUAUACAGCUAUACUCGCAUCCAACCACGAAUUUAACCCUGAACAACGCCAUACAUUUCCCCGCUCAAAAUGGGGCGAUCAUCCAGAAUAGCCAGAUCAUUUCCUCACCUGCCAUGGUGACCGUAUUAAAAUCAGAACCGGACUUAAAGCUUGGCAGUAGUAAUUUAACUACGUUACACCAAACGGACCCUGCGGGGUUGAAGUUGCAAAAUGUCGCGCUCCAUGCCGGACAAUUCCAGAACCCCAUGACCUUGAACAGCGAUAACGGACUGUAUAACGGUAUCGAGAAGAAGAUGAAUAACGGCGCGGGAAUCACGUCACCUACGCGGAACGAUUUUCGUAAGAAGGAACGUCGGAAAAUGCGAGCUAAUAGUUUGGAAAGUUCGGCGGAAAGCGACGGCGCGUCGAGUAACAUGGACUUGAAUUCGGAAAAUUCGGGACAGGUGGCGGCCGUGUCGAGUACCGACGGUUUCAAGAGUCACCAGGGGAUUCCCAUGGGCAUGGAGCACGACAUUACCGGCGGCGCGAUGGACAAACAGGUGAAGAAGAAGAGGAAGCGGUGCGGAGAGUGUAUCGGGUGCCAGAGGAAGGACAACUGUGGCGAUUGCGCUCCUUGUCGGAACGACAAGAGCCAUCAGAUUUGUAAGCAGAGGAGAUGCGAGAAGCUUACCGAGAAAAAGAACAUCUAUGGAGAGCCCUACAUGAGGGAGUCGCGGCGAGGGAGAGGGAAAGGGCGCGGAAGCGGGAGCUACCGUGGUAGAAAACCCAGCGGACCUCUUAACUCCUUGGCAGGCGGAUUACCUCCGAACCCCGACACCAACGGAGGAGUAGCACCUCCAACGCAACCUCCAACGAGACCUAGUCCGCAACCAGUUGCACAACCUAUGCCCGUCCAACAACAACCCAUGACUCCGAUGCCUUUCUACGCUGAUCCCAACAGGUUUCCAACGCCCGUAUGGCAAACCGAUCCAUCUCAAGUUUCAGGAUGGCAGGGACAGUUUAUCCAGCAAAUACCCCAGGCCGCCCAACCAAUUGAGACUUAUCAGCAAUACCCCAACGGAAUCUACCAAACUACUUAUCAGCAGCCUGCGUUCGAGACUAACGCGUUCUAUACAGGUGCUGUACAAGUCUUGACGCCCACCAACACUAGACCACCAAGUGUACCGAGCCAGCAGGCCCAAAUGGUCCCACCAAGACCAAACUCGAAUUACGCCCACACUCCUAGUCCCAGUCCAGCCAACCAAGGGCAACAACAGCAGCAGCCAACUCAGCAGCAACAAAAUCCCAACAGGCAAUAUCAGGAAUAUAACCAAUUCGGGUCGAAUACUAAUAAUACCAAUAGUGAGAGUGGCUCACAAUCCAGACCUAGCUCCGUUAACAGUGUAAUUAACCAAAAUCCAUCAACUCCCAACCAAAACUACCAACAGCAGCAGCAGCAACAACCAAACCAAUCACAAAAUCAGCAACAGACUGUAUACGCUACAGUUAGUUCAGGAAAUUUUAGUCCUGGAGCCAACAGUCAGCAACAAACUCAGCAAUAUGUAAACGCCGGUUCGGGAAACGGUCAGCCUGGGUAUCCACAGGUGAACACCAGCAGUCCGCAGGUAGUUUCACACAACUCUAGUGGUUAUCCAGGCAAUGAGCAAUACAGCGGACAACAGCAACAGCAAUGGCAACAACAACAACCGCAAGAACAAAUGAUGUGGGAGCAACACCAAGAUACCACCAGUAAAAUGGAUCAGCAGCACAGUUAUCAGCAACACGUCGAGCAUCAGGAUCAGAACAACCACUAUAUGAGUCAGCAGCAAAACGAUCAUUCUGAGCACACCUCGCCGACGAAAAUGAAAAGUGACGGGCCUCAGAAAACGUUCUCGCAAGCGGACAAAGUGAACUUGAAUACCAGAAUAAAGACAAUGAUAUUAAAUAAGCAGCAGAGUGACGUGAAAAUGGAGCAAAGCAUGAAGAACGUCGAACAAAAUCAACCUACCGGUCAUUUUUUAUGGUUUAGCCACCAUCAUCAUUUAGACAAGGGUCUAAGUGUUGAUGGUGGCCCCCUUACCAACCAAACCACCUACCAUGACCAUAAUACUCAGAAAUUUGCUCAAACUAUUAUUAAGUCUGAUCGCUUUAGUCCUUUUCACCGAGAGAGUAUUAUCCAGAAAAAUAACUUUCAACUAACAAGCGAAGCUGAAGCCUUAAAUAACCGGAGAGAAGCUUGCAGGACCCCUCAAUCUCCCAGCAUCACGAGCGUCAAUUCACCAAAAACUUAUUCACCGAGCCAAUCAACUCCAAGUCCAAGAGGUUUUUCCAAUUCAUACGAUUCGGGACCAAACUUUCUACCUCAAUCGCCAUUACAUGAACAUGCUGAUUCACUGCAUUCCCCGCAACGAUCAAUCUUCGCAUCACCACAACCUUCUGACAUAUGGUUGCAAGAGAAGCAACGCAGAACUCCGCAGUCUCCCAGGCAAGAUCCAAAUGUUAAGCAGAACAAAAAACCCGCAUCAAAACCCUCUCCGGAAAGAGUCAAAGUGAAGAAAGAGCCUCAGAAAGUUAUCGGAGAAGAGAUUCCCGAGUGCCAAUGUUUUCCUCCGGAGCAGAAUCCUCCGGAACCAGGUGCUUACUACACUCACUUGGGUUGUGCGAAUAAUCUUAGGACUCUGAGGUACAAUUUGGAGUGUCAGACGGGCCAUACUGGGGCAGCAAUCAGGAUCGAAAAGAUCCGUUAUACCGGGAAGGAAGGGAAAACUGCUCAGGGGUGUCCUAUAGUCAAAUGGGUCCAUAGGCGAGUGAACCUCGAAGAAAAGUAUCUAGUCAUAGUAAAGCAGCGGCAAGGCCACACCUGUCGUUCGUCUUUCAUAAUAGUCUGCCUGGUGGUGUGGGAGGGAGUGGCCAAUAAUCAAGCGGACCACCUCUACUCCCUCCUCACCAACAAACUCACCAAAUUCGGUCUGCCGACCAAGAGGCGAUGUGCUACCAACGAACCUCGCACCUGCGCCUGCCAAGGCGUUAGUGAGGAGACUUGUGGUGCCAGUUUUUCUUUUGGCUGCUCGUGGAGUAUGUACUAUAAUGGUUGCAAGUUCACCAGAUCAAAGGAAGUAAGAAAGUAUCGUUUAAGCGUCAAAGAGGAAGAAUACGACCUGGAAAAUGAGCUGGAAAACCUUGCGGACCACAUACAUCCCAUGUACAGAUCUCUGGCACCAAAAUCCUUUGAAAAUCAAACGGUUUUCGAAAGUAUCGCGUCGGAGUGUAGAUUGGGCAGAAAACCGGGUAGACCAUUUUCAGGAGUGACCGCAUGUAUGGACUUUUGCGCUCAUGCUCACAAGGAUAUACAUAAUAUGGUUAAUGGUUGUACUGUGGUCGUCACUCUGACCAAACAUCGAGGAUUGGAGAAACCUGAGGAUGAGCAGUUGCACGUUUUACCGAUGUUUGUGCCCGAUACUAGUGACGAGUUUGGUUCUGAAGAGAAUCAACAGGCAAAAGUUGUCAAAGGAGAGGUGGAAGUCUUGAACAAAUACCAUUGCGAGGUUCGUACCUUUUCAGAACCAGCCGAAAAAUGCAAAAACCGCAAAUCCAAAAAAGAAGAAUCGCAACGCAAACGCAAGUCCUCCUCGCCAUCAAUUUCCUCUUCGACCUCCUUGCAGCGCACUCCCAGUACACCUCCCGGUCCUUACGGAGGUUCGUCCCAAGAGAUCCAGAGCGGACAGAUAUCCAGUACCGUACUAGAUUCACCUGUGGGAUACCAUCAUCUGCCACAAUUCAGCGUCUUUAAGGCUCCUUACAACUAUCAAGAGUACUAUUACCCUUACGACUCGUACCAAGGUACACCGAACCUUUGGAACCAUUUCAACCCUCACAGCCCUCAGAUCAAUAACCCUUUUGAUGAUUUUUAUACAAACGACGUGAAGGGCAAAACUGUCGAUAUAAGGUACACGGAUAACAGCGAGUGUUUUCGGGAUCAAGAUAUCGGCGGGGUGGCCAUAGCUCUUACCCAUGGCAGUGUUUUGUUCGAGUGUGCCAAACACGAAUUACACGCCACGACCGCCCUGAAACAACCCGAUCGUACCAACCCCACCAGGAUUUCUUUAGUGUUUUAUCAGCAUCGAAGUUUAAAUAAAACCCAACACGGUUUAGACGAGUACACACUGAAACAGAAGAUCAAAUUGGAGGGAGGCAAGGUGCCGUCCGAAGAUUCUGGAAAUUUCCAGAAUGUUCCGGUCAUAGUCGAUCAUUCGGAAGAGGUGGGGCUCGAGUGUGACACGUUGCCUACCUACACUUAUACAACGAUGUUUCCGAUGUACCCCUGUAUGGUCGCGGGGGCUUACCGGGAGAGUUAUAACGGUACCACGUUACCGAAGUGAGUACGCAGUGUUGCCAACAAUGUCGUGAAGAAGCCCCCUUUUUUUUGUUAGAGUUGUUUUUCUUGUAUAGAAGAGAGUAUGUGAAUAUUUGCACAGUUGAAGAGCCCAAAUCUCUCUCUGUUUAACAUGAGAAGGACACGAUUUAAGUCGUUUGGUUUCUUUGUAGGCCAAUUAACUAACGUUUGUAAGGCCAGAAAAAAUAUCAGUUUUUUUUUUAGGUUAUUUUAAAAUAGAGCGUACUUACAGGGGAUCAACUUUUUUUGACGUGAAAAAUACAUCACGAAAAACUGCUUAAAUAAGUGGAUUUCUGUACCUAAAAUGAAAAUUACGAAAAUUACAAGCCUCUACAGGGUGCUCAAUUGGGAUAUUAUUUCUAGACAACUCACUAAUAAUGAGAAAAAAAUCAUGAGACACGUUUUGUUUUAAUGCAUAAUUAGAUUCUACGUGAAAUUUCAAGAAUUUUGAGAGGGCACAUGCCCUAAUUUGGUUUAACAGAUUUUAGUAUGUAUACAGUUGAUAAUUUGCUUUUCUUCGACUAUCACAGGCUAUAGAGUCAAAUCUGUUUGGCACAGAGACAAUUGUUUUUCACAUGUUACAUUUUUAAUAUGUUUAUGUACCUAUAUAUAAACAUGUCAAAAAAAUGCUAAGAGUCAAAAUUUUCGACAUGUGAUUUAUCUAAUUUUGACAUUUUAGCUGAAAUCUAUUUUGAUGGAUAAAAAAUAAAAGUGAAACGGUUUCUUCCUGUAAUAGGAUCUAUAUCCUUUGAUAGUCGAAAAAUAGGUGAUUUUCAACUGUUUAUAUCAUAAAAUCUGUUAGAGACGAAAAUAAAGCAUGUAACCCCUAAAUUUUGUUGUAAUUUUACAUAGAAUCUAAGUAUGUAAUAAUAUAUAGGGUGUCCCAUAUAAAAUAAAGACGUCAGCAUCUACAUUUUCGAAUUCUACAUAAAAUUCCAAAAAUUUUGAGGAGUCACAUGUUUUACUUUGGCUCAGCAGUUUGCAUAAUAUAAACAAUUGAAAAUGACCUCUUUGACUAUCAAAGGCUAUAGAGUCAAAUCUGUUUGACAUAGAAAUAUAGAAAUAAUUGUUUUUUACAUACUUGAAGUUUUCAAAUAUUUUUCUAUAGGCUUAAAUAUAAAAAAAACUAACUCUCAAAAUUUUUGACAUUUGACACGUGACCAUAAUUUUCACAUUUUUGCUGAAAUUCAUAUUUGAAUGUCAAGGAAAAGGAAUAAUUUUCAAUUUUCUAUAUCUCCCAAACGUUUUGACCAAAGUAUAGUAUAUGCCCCACAAAUUUGUUGGAAUUUGGCAUAAAAUCUAAACAUGUAAUGAUAUAUAGGAUAUAUCAGUUAACAAAAAAUGAAUUAUUAUCUAUUUAAUUUGGUUUAAUACAUCAACGUCUUAAAAUCGUCUGAUGCAAUGAUUGAUAGGCACCUUGCAUGCAAGUAAUUUUUUUUGGCUACUAAAAGAGCAGAAAGAAAAAAAGCAAAAUCACACACAUUUUUCUAAACAAAUAUAACCUAAAAAAAUAACAAAAAAGGGUGCAAAAAUAGCCUUAAAAGUUAGUAAUUCUUAUGCUAUGCAAUCUCAGCAAAAAGCAGUGCAAAAGUGAUUUUCACUCUUUAGAUGACAUCAUACACUAAGAUUUUAACGAAAAAAAAAUGGUUUAAUUGGCCUAUUUUAAAAAUCUUCUAUAAAGUACAACUACAAUCAAACUAUAUCCUGUAAAAAGUAGUUGUAAGGUGAUAAAACAAAAAAAAAUUUGCCAUCUUUAGUGCCUCAUUGAUCUCAGAUAAUAUAACGCUACGACACAAAUUAACUGAUAAAAAUCAAAGUACAAAGUCAUCUAACGUUUAAUUUUUCUUUUCCUUUGGUGGUAAUGUUGUACAUAGUGAACUUUUCGUUAAAGGGAACCAAUAAUAUUUAAGCCGCCGUCUAAUUUAUAGUCUACAGGGUGUAUUCAUUAGCUGACACCCUGUAAAAUUUUACCCAUACCAAAGUCUUUAAUACCACUAUUUUUUCAUUUUUGUUACUUUAGAAUGUAAUAUUCGUUGCUGUUUAAAUUAUUUUUUUUUUGUAAAUAUUUUUAUAUUGCUGCAGCUUAAGACGUUUUUAGUGUUUUCACACGUAAUGCUUCACUUAGACUAUAAUAGCCUGACUUCUAGUACAGCCAGAAUUCUUAUUUUAUAAGGGUUUAGAUAUAUUUAUAAACAUCUCCAUAAAUAACAAAAAUACAGGGUGUCAAAGGCCCAAUCAAACGCAUUGAAUAAAAAAGCGGUAAUUUUUAUUUUCCUACACAUUCUAUAGCUGAAUUCUUUAACAUAUUCUUGAAAUGUUUUAGUUCAGAGAUGCUAAUCAAAUCUUCCAGGAACAUCCCUUUAAAUAAUAUUCUUAUAAAAGGUUACUUAGAAUCAUUCUUAGUGGAAAAUGAAAGUUUAACAACAUUAUAUGUGACAGCAAAAGAAAUUCUAAAAAUUACAAAUUUAUACAUUCUAUCCACUCUGUAUUUUUUUUUUAAUUAAUAUUAUAAUUUUCUAUUUUUUCUGGGAUAUUCCUGGAAAAUGCUAAAAUUUUCCAGGAUGUAUCUGGUAUUCCUAUAUUAAGUUUAACCCUAUUGGCACAUUUCUGGUAUGUUUGUCAGAAUUU
Messenger RNA from Anthonomus grandis grandis, 8040 nucleotides. RefSeq names its product DNA N6-methyl adenine demethylase (gene Tet). NCBI's taxonomy places the organism in Eukaryota, Metazoa, Arthropoda, Insecta, Coleoptera, Curculionidae. Gene Ontology annotation, cellular component: nucleus. Gene Ontology annotation, molecular function: DNA binding; DNA 5-methylcytosine dioxygenase activity; zinc ion binding. The coding region runs from base 380 to 5398 and encodes 1672 amino acids. The record is from RefSeq and is a predicted model, not a curated record. The transcript has 12 exons. Gene Ontology annotation, biological process: oxidative demethylation; positive regulation of transcription by RNA polymerase II.